Molecule: messenger RNA, 3338 nt
Organism: Capra hircus (goat)
Lineage: Eukaryota; Metazoa; Chordata; Mammalia; Artiodactyla; Bovidae
Gene: MUSK
Product: muscle associated receptor tyrosine kinase
Exons: 15
Coding region: 102-2717 (871 amino acids)
Biological process (GO): cell surface receptor protein tyrosine kinase signaling pathway; positive regulation of kinase activity; multicellular organism development
Cellular component (GO): signaling receptor complex
Molecular function (GO): transmembrane receptor protein tyrosine kinase activity; protein binding; ATP binding
Source: RefSeq, a predicted model, not a curated record
CGACCCUUUUGGAACAAACUAUGCUUUAAAAUGUAAACGGUGGAGGCAUUUUCCUUGCGUUGUCCAGAAAGAACUUUCUGCUGCCUGAGCCUGGAUUAAUCAUGAGAGAGUUCGUCAACAUUCCACUGGUACAUAUUCUUACUUUGGUUGCCUUCAGCGGGACUGAGAAACUUCCAAAAGCCCCUGUCAUCACCACUCCUCUUGAAACAGUGGACGCCUUAGUUGAAGAAGUUGCUACUUUCAUGUGUGCAGUGGAAUCCUACCCCCAGCCUGAAAUUUCCUGGACCAGAAAUAAAAUUCUCAUUAAGCUAUUUGAUACCCGGUACAGCAUUCGGGAGAAUGGUCAGCUCCUCACCAUCCUGAGCGUGGAAGACAGUGAUGAUGGCAUUUAUUGCUGCAUUGCCAACAAUGGUGUGGGAGGAGCUGCCGAGAGCUGUGGAGCUCUACAAGUGAAGAUGAAACCUAAAAUAACUCGUCCUCCCAUAAAUGUAAAAAUAAUAGAAGGAUUAAAGGCAGUUCUACCAUGUACUACAAUGGGCAACCCCAAACCAUCAGUGUCAUGGAUCAAGGGGGACAGUGCUCUCAGGGAAAAUUCCCGGACUGCGGUUCUUGAAUCUGGGAGCUUAAGGAUUCAUAAUGUACAAAAGGAAGACGCAGGACAUUAUCGAUGUGUGGCAAAAAACAGCCUUGGGACAGCAUACUCCAAACUGGUGAAGCUGGAAGUGGAGGAAGAGAGUGAACCUGAGCAAGAUACUAAAGUUUUUGCCAGAAUCCUGCGGGCUCCUGAAUCCCACAAUGUCACGUUUGGCUCCUUUGUGACCCUCCGCUGUACAGCCACAGGCAUCCCUGUCCCCACCAUCACCUGGAUUGAAAAUGGAAAUUCUGUUUCUUCUGGGUCUAUUCAAGAAAGUGUGAAAGACCGAGUAAUUGACUCAAGACUGCAGCUGUUUAUCACCAAGCCAGGACUCUACACGUGCAUAGCUACUAACAAGCACGGAGAGAAAUUCAGUACUGCAAAGGCUGCAGCCACCAUCAGUAUAGCAGAAUGGAGCAAGCCACAGAAAGAUAACAAAGGCUACUGCGCCCAGUACAGAGGGGAGGUGUGCAAUGCUGUCCUGGCAAAAGACGCUCUUGUUUUCUUCAACAACUCCUACGCAGACCCUGAGGAGGCCCAAGAACUACUGGUUCAUACUGCCUGGAAUGAACUGAAAGCAGUGAGCCCAUUCUGCCGGCCAGCUGCUGAAGCUUUGCUGUGUAACCACAUCUUCCAAGAAUGCAACCCUGGAGUGGUACCUACUCCUAUACCCAUUUGCAGAGAAUACUGCUUGGCAGUAAAGGAGCUCUUCUGUGCAAAAGAAUGGCUGGUGGUGGAAGAAAAGACCCACAGGGGACUCUACAGAUCCGGGAUGCUUCUGUUCUCCAUGCCAGACUGCAACAAACUCCCCAGCAUGCACUGGGACCCAAUGGCCUGUACCAGACUGCCAUACUUAGCAUUCCCGCCAAUGACGUCCUCAAAGCCAAGUGUGGACAUUCCAAAUGCGCCUUCCUCCUCCUCGCCCUCCUUCUCUGUCUCACCUACGUACUCUAUGACUGUAAUCAUCUCCAUCAUGUCCAGCUUUGCCAUAUUUGUGCUUCUUACCAUAACUACUCUUUAUUGCUGCCGAAGACGAAAACAAUGGAAAAAUAAGAAAAGAGAAUCGGCAGCAGUAACCCUCACUACUCUUCCUUCUGAGCUCUUGCUAGACAGACUUCACCCCAACCCCAUGUACCAGAGGAUGCCACUCCUUUUGAAUCCCAAAUUGCUCAGUCUGGAGUAUCCCAGGAAUAACAUUGAAUAUGUGAGAGAUAUCGGAGAGGGAGCAUUUGGAAGGGUCUUUCAAGCAAGGGCUCCAGGCUUACUUCCCUACGAACCUUUCACAAUGGUGGCAGUGAAGAUGCUCAAAGAAGAAGCCUCAGCAGAUAUGCAAGCAGAUUUUCAGAGGGAGGCAGCCCUCAUGGCAGAAUUUGAUAAUCCUAAUAUUGUGAAACUCUUAGGAGUGUGCGCGGUGGGGAAGCCCAUGUGCUUGCUCUUUGAAUACAUGGCCUACGGGGACCUCAAUGAGUUCCUCCGCAGCAUGGCCCCACACCCCGGACGCGGCCUCAGUCCCAGCGACCUGUCCCCCGGGUCACAGGCCUCCAGCCCCGGCCCCCCGGCCCUCUCCUGCGCGGAGCAGCUGUGCAUCGCCAGGCAGGUGGCCGCGGGCAUGGCCUACCUCUCCGAGCGCAAGUUCGUCCACCGCGAUUUGGCCACCAGGAACUGCCUGGUGGGUGAGAACAUGGUGGUGAAAAUCGCCGACUUCGGCCUCUCUAGAAACAUCUACUCGGCGGACUACUACAAAGCCAAUGAAAACGACGCCAUCCCCAUCCGUUGGAUGCCCCCCGAGUCCAUCUUCUACAACCGCUACACCACGGAGUCUGACGUGUGGGCCUAUGGGGUGGUCCUUUGGGAGAUCUUCUCCUACGGCCUGCAGCCCUACUACGGGAUGGCCCACGAGGAGGUCAUCUACUACGUGCGGGAUGGUAACAUCCUCUCCUGCCCGGAGAACUGCCCCCUGGAACUGUACAAUCUCAUGCGUCUGUGUUGGAGCAAGGUGCCUGCAGAUAGACCCAGUUUCAGCAGCAUCCACCGAAUCCUGGAACGCAUGUGUGAGCGGGCGGAGGGCAGUGGGGGUGUCUGAGGUCCACGAUGGGCGAAGAGAACUCUCCAGUCUCUUCUCAGACCCUGGGACCCAGAGUAGUGCAACGCCCAAGCCCCCAGGAGACCCAAAUAGCAAAGAAUAGUGGCAGACAUGGGUACCAUGCUGCUUAUUUCUCAGAAAAAAAAAAAAAAAAAGACUGGGAAGAACUCCUGGAUUGGGUAGAAACUGGGUGAAGGGAAAGGCAGGCGAGAAAACGUGCCAGAUAACCGGAGGUAACUACUCUUCCUCACGGGGAAAGCUUGUGUUACAUAUUGUACCGGAAAGAAUGCCACCCUGUUCAGUUCCUGAAUUAGCUGGCAGCAGAAUAAGCCUCUGCUGUAUUAAAUUUUAAUAUGAACUGCGGUUGAGAGCUUCAUUUUUAAUAGAGUUCAUUCCUGUCCAUUAGGAAAGUAGUGUAUCUUCCUGUAAGAAAUUUAGUUCAAGCACAGAAAACUCCAAAGAAGGAAAAAGCAUUCAUUGUCCCCUCACCCAAAGAUGGGUGUUGGUUUUUUAUUCAAUUUCUUUCUUGAGUUUAAUACACACUUUUAUAUUUGUUUGUAUUCGACAAAGUUGUGGUUUACUUUAUUGAUAGAGGGUUUCCAAGGAAUAAAGUGAUAAUCA